AGAAGACUCCUCCUAAUGGGAACCCUGUAGAACAGUAGAGUAGUCUGUAUUAAGUCUGUAGUUGCAGUGGCAAUAAGAUUCCUAGAAACCCAGACAUCUUAAGUGGCAAUAUAUAAAGAGUAGAUAUUAGCACCGUAUAGAAGUAAACACAUGCUGUGGUAGGAAGUAGGAACAGUUAAAAGUUAGGUUAGGAUUGUAGGUUUAUUUUGUUUGCCCUUUAAAUUGCGGGUUAAUAAUACAAAAAUGAAGACUGAAAAUGGUGACUUGAAAGGUGAAAAGUCAUUUGUGAUAGACGUGAACGUAUCAAAUCUCAUUAUGACACCACUGACCUGUGCAUCCCUGGUAAAUGAGAUGCUGAAAGGGCUUUUAUAUCAGAAGUCUCAAAUUCCAUAUCCUUAUAGUUGGAUGAAAGCAGUCCUUGAGAGAAAACGACAGAGAAACGAAAAUGAAUCAUCAGAUCGACCAAUAAACCAUUCUGCUGCUAACCACUUCCGGAUCGUGUCUAAAGCUUAUGAAAUUUUGGAAAGUGUCAUGCAAGGAGUCAUAAAAGAGUUUCGUGAAAGUGUUCUGCCAAUUGACGAAGUAGUGAUUGUUUUUGGUACCACUCCACAAUGCCCUAAAGAAAUUUUCACCAUAAAUGUUUCGUCCCUAGCCAAAGGACACUUUGAGAGAAAUCACCUCAAUGAACUGAAUAAAGCGCAUCCGAAAAUUUUGAGAGAUAUUUUUCUGUCUCAGAGUUGGAUGGACAGUAUCGACACAUCUUUAAUUUGUACAAAUACUUAUGUGUAUCUGAAGAAAUCGGUCACAAAUAGCAAAGAGGAAAGUGUUUCCCAGACAGUUUUUGUUCAGGUUAGACCAUUGAUAUUUUCGCCAAAAGUGAAACAUGUUAGGAUCAAUUUGUGUUCAGAUAAUCAUAGGAAUAGUGAUAACUGUUGUCAGAAUUUGAUGGUAUAUAAUGAUGACAAAGACCAUGACCCAUCAAGUGAAGAACAAAAAUGUGAAAGUACCGAGAAGGAAGUUGUUUGGUUCCAAUUCAGAGAUCUCAUUAAAGGAUUUAAAGAUUGUUUUAUAAACAAAAAGUCUGCUAGUGAACUUUGGUAGUAGAUCAUAAAGUGUAUAGGAAAAUUGGUAAAUAUCUCUCCUGCUGUUAAAUAUAGUUUUUCAUAUAUAUUGAAACGGUUUUGUUGCAAUAUUGCUAGUUAUCCACGGCAAGGCCACUGUUGUUGUAUCUCAUUAUGUUAUAUCAAUUGUCUUAAAUUCUUGAGGGGGUCCCUCUUUAUUGGGCUUCCAAAAUUUUAUAUGGUGGAAUAUUGAUUUGGGUGGUGUAUUGUCAAACUCUAUUAAUGAUGUCUUUGACAACUUACUUCAUAUAUGAAGUACAUUUUACUUUUUUCCUGUUUAUUAAUUUUUUCAAAUAUUAGGUAGUGACAAGAAUUUUAGAAUAUAUUAAAUGUUUUUAGUGUUUUUAUCAAAUCUAUUUUUAUACUAAAUUGUGAGUGAAUUUUAUACUAAACUAAUAAAAUAAAUAACAUAAAAGCAAA
Molecule: messenger RNA, 1541 nt
Organism: Leptinotarsa decemlineata (Colorado potato beetle)
Lineage: Eukaryota; Metazoa; Arthropoda; Insecta; Coleoptera; Chrysomelidae
Biological process (GO): regulation of exit from mitosis
Cellular component (GO): nucleus
Source: RefSeq, a predicted model, not a curated record